AUGAAAAAAAAGUCGGAGGCUCAGAGCACGCGAGACAUCUGGUAUGCGACUUCCCUCUCCCUCCUGUUCUUGCUGAUCGAUCAAGAGUUAAGUAGAGAGAUGGAAUUGGCUACGAAGGCUUUGGAAUUUGCGAACAGAGCAGCGAGCAACAACACUGUAAUCAACAUAUUCCUUGUGGGUGCGUUCGGAGGAUUGGCAGUUAGAUCAUUGAACCAACAAAGACAGAUCGAAGCCCUAGAAUCUCAAAGGGAUUCGCUUGUGAAAUCCAACAAAUCAAUGCGACAAACCAUUUGGGAUUGGAAGCAAAAGCUCUAUACCGAGGCUGAGGCUGAUAAAAAACCGAUUGUUCCACUCUCAAAACUCAAGUCGAUUUAUGGCGAAGUCCCCACACUCUCCCAAUCUGCUGGAAUUGCCGAGAAGAAAGACGGAAAAGCAUCUGCAACUAAAAUCGUAAUCCGAGUAACAAGUAAAAGGAAUAAUGAAGGUCAAUCAACAACAUGAAAUGAUUUUUCUAAUUCCCUCUUGUUUUGUGGAACAUAUAGUGUAUGGUAGCAUAUGUGCAAAAUUGUAACCUUAGAAUCGAGUAUGUGUACCAAAUAAUAUGGGUCCAUCAGACCAGAAUUUCAUGCCUGAGUUCGUUGUUGUCUGAGCUUUUGACCUAUAGUUACAUUAUUUAACUUGUAAUUAAAAACCUGAUCUGAUUCACUUGUAAAACUCAUGACCCUACUAUUUAAUAUUUAAAAAUGUAAUAACAUAAUAAAGGAUAGAGUAAAUUACAAAAAUGGUCCAUAUGGUUGGGUUCAUUUUACAAGUAGUCAAACAUUU
Molecule: messenger RNA, 825 nt
Organism: Lactuca saligna
Lineage: Eukaryota; Viridiplantae; Streptophyta; Magnoliopsida; Asterales; Asteraceae
Source: the annotation of a GenBank genome assembly